GGUCUACGGGGAGGGGGUGGCCCCACCCCUGAGGUAUGAAAGCCCCUCUCCCUGGCCCUGCUUCAGUCUGGAUGGGGGACCUGGGGCGGCAGGGCCCGGGCGGGAGGCCCCGGGGGAGGGGCUGCCUCCUGCUGGCUGUGGCGGGCGCCACUGCGCUGGUGACCCUGCUGCUGGCGGUGCCCAUCACCGUCCUGGCGGUGCUGGCCUUGGUGCCGCAGGAGCAGGGAGGACCGGUGACGGAGACCCCUGGCCCAGGAGCACAGGCCCAGCAAGGACUGGGUAAGAGCAACCAUCUCCCGCCUGCGCUCUCCUGCAGGAAUCCGGGCUCCCCACCUCGGCUCCGUCCCGGGGGCGGCAGGGCGCACGCGCGGGUGGCGCCCUGCCCACGCGCGGACUCUUCUCCAGUUCCAGGGUCCCCGGAGCGGCGGGAGGAGGUGCCAGACAGAGACCUCGGCCCCAUGCUCCCGGCUGCCCACCUCAUAGGCGCCUGGACGCAGGGGCUGGGGCUCGGCUGGGAGGCGCACAAGGAGGAGGCGUUCCUGCGCAGCGGCGCGCAGUUCUCGGGCGCGCGCGGGCUGGCGCUGCCGCGGGACGGGCUCUACUUCCUCUACUGCCACGUGGGCUUCCGCGGCCGCUCCUUGGGGCGUGCUCGCGUGGGGUCGCUGGUCUCCAGUUUUUUUCCCAUUGCUCGAAGGCAUCGGUGACCCUGAAAAGCCUUUGCUCCCAGCCCUGGUGGUUGCCCCACCCUGGCCUCCCGAUGCCAGGCCCCCGCAGGAGCGAGGCCUUCUUCCAAGCCCGGGCAUCUCAGGGCCCAAACCCCGCUCCGGUUCUGCCCCACCGCGACAGGGGUCGUCCUCGGGAGGAAGGCGAGGCUCAGACACGCACAGGGAGCCCCAGUGUGGCCCAGGGCCGCGCUGGCCGGUCCAGCAGCUGUGCUCUGCUGGGACCCGAGAGCCCUCCCCCUAACCACAGGCAGCUCUUCUGGAAUGGCAGCGGGGGUUAAAGGGGUACAGGCAGGAGGCAGGAGCCUGCGGACCCUGCAGACACCAGGCCGAACCCGGGAAACUGAGGCCGCGGGUUGGAGCAAUGGAACCUCCUCGCCCUUCGUGCCUGCUCACGGACCUCCUUCCCAAAGCGGGCACGUAUGAGUGACAGGACUUGCCCCACAUCCUGACCCACUUUGGGGCCCAGGCUGGAGGAAGUAGAGGGGACCCAAGGCCCUAUCUAGGUCACCGCAAUGGGUCACCCACCUUGGCAGCAUACCACAGGGCUGGUUUUCCCCUGCCUGGCACCCACCACGAAGGAAAGCCUGACUUCUGUGCCUGGGGCUUCCUUUUCUUUGGGGCUCCUUGUCUGACUCCAUAUUUGUUUUUGAUCUCUAGUUCUGUCUCUCUCUCCCUUUCUUUCCUUCCUUUUUCUUCCUUCCUUUCUCUCUCUCUCUGUGAUGCUCCUGCCUCAGCGUCCUAACUGCAGGGAUUACAGAUGUGCACCACCAGCCCAAUGUCUCCUCCUUGGUUUUGUGUCCAGCAGAGCCAUCUCAAUGGGUGGGUGGGUUACAAUGAUUCUUUGCUUGACCAAACCUUAACUGGGCUUUUGGAUCUUCUCCUAUGGGCCUGCGUACACUUCCUUGUAAAAUUCAGUUUUAGCAAAUAACCCUGCUAGGUCCGUUUUGUGAAAAUCCACUACUCUUCCCAUGGAAUCCGAUCACCUCCCAUAUCUGGUCAGGGUCCUCAUCUUCCACGCUCCUCCAGGUGGGGCCGAUCACCCUGGGCUUUCUCAGCACCCUAUCAGAUCUUAAGCAGAAUCCUCCCCCAAUGCUUUUUCUGUCAUAGUCAUUUUCCAUCACUGGCCCCCCCACUCUCCCGUGGCUCUCCGUUCCCACUUGCCCAUGCUGUUUGGAGCUGAGCCUCGUCCCUUCCCAACUGCAGCAAUCCCUGUGCCACUAGCCACGACCUUGAAUAAAAUCUUUAUAAUAUUUUA
This is a messenger RNA of Chinchilla lanigera (long-tailed chinchilla), 1980 nucleotides long. RefSeq names its product lymphotoxin beta (TNF superfamily, member 3) (gene Ltb). Gene Ontology annotation, molecular function: CD40 receptor binding; tumor necrosis factor receptor binding. Gene Ontology annotation, biological process: immune response. The record is from RefSeq and is a predicted model, not a curated record. NCBI's taxonomy places the organism in Eukaryota, Metazoa, Chordata, Mammalia, Rodentia, Chinchillidae. Gene Ontology annotation, cellular component: membrane.